This is a messenger RNA of Spea bombifrons (plains spadefoot toad), 1957 nucleotides long. RefSeq names its product KLF transcription factor 1 (gene KLF1). Bases 5 to 1057 code for a protein of 350 amino acids. The record is from RefSeq and is a predicted model, not a curated record. The transcript is spliced from 3 exons. NCBI's taxonomy places the organism in Eukaryota, Metazoa, Chordata, Amphibia, Anura, Pelobatidae. Gene Ontology annotation, biological process: regulation of transcription by RNA polymerase II. Gene Ontology annotation, molecular function: RNA polymerase II cis-regulatory region sequence-specific DNA binding; DNA-binding transcription factor activity, RNA polymerase II-specific.
CAUCAUGGCGUUAGCCUCCUGUGACUAUCAGAGUCACGAUAUGCGGCAGUCCUGGAACUCCCCGGUCACGCAGACGGGCACCGCAGACGUCUCAGGCUAUGAGGACCACCUCCGCCCAGAAUUUACCCCCCACAAUACCCGUGGACCCCAGAUCCAGGAGCAGGACUGCCAGUGGGAUCUGGACUCCUUCCUCACUCACUGCCCUGGGCAUCCGCAGGGUCAUGGCUACUUUACACAGCAGCCUGCCGGCCCCUACCAAGGACUGGCAUACACUGGCUUGUGCCAGUCUGAAGUUUUCAAUGAGUUUUUCCUCCCCAGUCUAGAAGGUAUGUUCUCUGAGUGUGUAAUGGAAUACUCCAGCCCAGGAGAGACUAACAUUGUGCACGGACCAUCUGCGCCAGCGGGUGACAGCGGCUUUCCCCCUCAUACCGGGCAUUCAGACCACCUCAGUAUAAGUGCGGGCUACUGCAUCCAGCUACGGAAGUGGCCACAUUCCAAAUCCAGCAUGCCCUCCGUACGAAGCUCCGCCCACUUUGGCACAAACCCCGUGCCCAUCUUGCCAAGGCCAGUGGCUCCUCCUGGCGCAUGCCAUCCAGUGCAGACCUUCUUACCUGCUCACCCGAACCCGGGGGGCACACAGCCCCUGGCCCCACCUGUCUCACAAGGGCCGUCUGCGCUCUCACAGCCAAUGGAGAGGAGCAAUUCCAGGAGAAAACCGCGGACGAAGAGAGGCGUUACGGUUCAUACCUGCGCGUACGCGGACUGCGGGAAAACUUACACAAAGAGCUCCCACUAUAAGGCGCAUCUCCGCACUCACACAGGAGAGAAGCCGUACGUGUGCAGCUGGCCGAGCUGUGACUGGAAGUUCUCUCGCUCCGAUGAGCUCACGCGCCAUUAUCGCAAGCACACCGGUCAGCGCCCGUUCCAGUGCCAAACCUGCCAGAGAACCUUCGCCCGCUCGGACCACCUGGCUCUGCAUAUGAAGAGGCACGAAAAUACGGCAGCGGAUUCAUUCUUACGGAGCGGGAACAUGGAUGGGUUAGCGUAUGCGCUUUAAUGCCGUUAAUUUCCGGAUUUCCAGGAAUCUUAGGCGGUUUACGCACUCGGAUUCGGGGUGCGAUACGCUCAGCUCCCAACGCAUUUCAUGAACUAAUGAACUUAAACAAGUCUGACGGCCGCGAUAUUAAUACGUUUUAAGAAUCCAGAAAUGUUGAUAUAUUGGGUGUAAAGUUUAUACACUUUAUACUUUUUUUGAAGUAUUUUUUUAUACUUUUUUUUUUCUGGCCAGUAGAUAAAUCAACAAAUAAUAAUAAUAAUAAUAAUAAUAAUAAUAAUAAUGCCUAGUCUGCCCCGUUUUUCUUGCUGUAGAGACUAAUCAGUCGUUGGUCUCGUCUUAGAUUCAGGAGCCGUAUGUCUAUCCCACACAUGUUUAAAACCCCCUCACUGUAUUAACCUCUACCACUUCUGCUGGGAGGCUGUUCCACUUACCUACCGCUCUCUCGGUAAAGUGAACCAUGAACAGAAUUAUUUUGCUGCAGUUGAAAUGACAACAAAUGCCAUGUUUCUAAUUGUGGAAAUUAAAAUUGUCAGACGCUGCUGCAAAGUCAUCAAAAAAGAAAAAAAAAUGGCUUUUUCAUCUAUUUAGGAGAAUUAAGUGUUUAUAGGUUUGACCACUAAAUCAAUGUACGUUUUGAACAUUAUAUUCUCAGAACAACUUAUCCUGCGGCUCCAGCCACGCCGGGCUGAUAAUUAACGGGGUGGACGGGGGAGAUAAGACUUUGAAACUUUUUUUAACGCAGAAUGCGUCAUAAACAGAAUCGGACGAAAGGAGCGCCUUGUAUAGAAAAGCAUCGAACACAAUAGUUUAUUUUUGUAAGCAAAAAAUCAUGAUUUAAAUUCAUGUCAAAAAGUUGCUUUGAAAUGAAAUAUAAAUAAAUAUAUAUAUAUACAGUUCUGC